This is a messenger RNA of Wyeomyia smithii (pitcher-plant mosquito), 1955 nucleotides long. RefSeq lists its product as uncharacterized. Gene Ontology annotation, molecular function: nucleic acid binding; RNA-DNA hybrid ribonuclease activity. Lineage: Eukaryota; Metazoa; Arthropoda; Insecta; Diptera; Culicidae. Bases 690 to 1619 code for a protein of 309 amino acids. The record is from RefSeq and is a predicted model, not a curated record. The transcript has 2 exons.
AUAAAUCGACGAUUGAUCGAAGCAAUCGAAUUAAACCAUUUGCUAGACUCACGGCAGUACGCUUUUAGACAGGGCAGAGGAUUGGAUCUAUAGCUGGCCGACAUUGAAGCAUACAUUGACAGAGCUUUCACCAGGAAACAACACAGUGAUUUAGUGAUUUUAGACAUAAACAAAGCAUACGAUAAAAUAUCGAACAAGGCAAUCCUUAAGCAACUGGAACAGUGGGAAUUCACAGGACGUCUACUGAAUUACGUUCGCGACUUUCUUAAGGGUAGAUCUUUUCGGGUGGCUGUUGAAGGAAUACUCUCAGAGAAAAAACAACAAUUGAAUGGGGUACCGCAAGGCUCUAUAUUAGCGGUCACUCUUUUCUUUAUUGGAAUGAAUGGAAUUUUCAACAAACUACCAAAAGCGACCAAAAUUGUUGUAUACGCGGAUGACAUCGUUCUAUUAAUAUCCGGAAAAAAUAUUAAAGCCGUUAGAAAAGUGCUACGGAAAACACUAAAACAAAUAUCGCGAUGGGCAACUGGAACGGGUCUUUCGAUUGCAGCAGAUAAAUCGAAACAUAUCCAUCUAUGUAGGAAAAGAAAACAUCCAGCUCUUCGUGAAAGCUGUCUCAAUGGAAAAAUUAUACCAACCGACAUCGGAUCCCCGGUGGUACAAGAAAAAUCCUUCUGCACAUCGCCAAAGCGAUGAUUCUCCCAAAAAUGUUUCACGGUUGGGGACUGGUCAGCAGAGGCGGGAAUCCUGUUAGAAAGCAGAUGGAGCCGAUUUACAACAAUAUUUUGCGCAUUACCUCGGGAGCGUUUCGAACCAGCCCAAUACGGGCUCUUUGUGCUGAGUCAGGGAUGCUACCCUUUGAACUAUUAGCAUGCGAAAAACUGGUUGCUCGCUGGAAGUCCUCGAAAAUAGAAGAAAAGAAAGAUCUUGCUAAUUUUCAAGACAUUUGGCCCAUCUCCCUGAGAGCACAAAAGACGUUUGAAGGUUUGGUUCAAGAAAGAUUGCCAUCGGUAGAAACUUUUCCGUUACCCUUGAGGAAAAGCUGGAACUCACCAAGUGCAUCCAUAGAUUUAAGCGUUAAAUCUCAGUUCAAAGUAGGAGAACCAACUAGCAAGGCGAAAGCAUUUUUCAACGAUCUCGUACACCAGAAAUACAAAAAUUACAAGAAGAUGUUCACCGAUGGCUCUGUAGACGAAAAUGGCAAUGUGGGCAUUGGAUUAUCUACCGAAAGCAUCAAUAAAUGCGCCCGAUUACCUACAUGUUGUUCUAUAUUUUCUGCAGAAGCAAAGGCAAUAUGCACAGCGCUGGAGAUGUUCGAUACCGAAGACAACACCAUAAUCUUCACUGAUUCUGCAAGUUGCAUCUCGGCAAUAUCAUCAAACGUAACGAAACAUCCCUGGAUCAGGAGAGCUCAGAUCGAGAUGGAGAAAAAGAAAGUGGUUUUUUGUUGGAUCCCCGGACACACAGGAAUUACCGGUAACGAGGAAGCAGAUACAUUGGCAAACAGAGGAAGAAAUUCAGAUACUUCACGAAAAAAUAGCGGCUACCGACAGAAUCUCGCAUUGCAAAAGAAGACUCGAAACGGCAUGGGAAAUGGAAUGGCGAGGCGACAGACUCACUAAAUUAAGAAAAAUAAAACCAUCUACAGCAGCCUGGGAGGACCAAAAAGAACGCAAAGAACAAGUGAUCCUGACCCGUCUUCGUAUCGGCCACACCAAACUCACGUACGAAUGGCUUCUUAAACGGAAGGAGCAGGCAUUAUGUCAACACUGUGGAACUGCUUUAUCCGUUCAACACAUUCUAGUAGAAUGCCAAGAAUAUGAACCUGUAAGAAAGAAGAUAGGGUUAGAACAAAAUUUAUGUGAAAUGUUAAGCUACGAAAAGGAAAGAGAAGAAAAAAUCUUUGAAUUUAUAAAACAAGUAGGGUUAGAGGGAAAUAUAUAACACUGUAACGAAAU